AUGUCGAGCUAUAUCGACUACUACAACCUACCACCAGAGGGCAACAGUGGCACUGGUAUCGUUUUUGCUAUUUUCAAUGUUGGGCAGAUGGCCGGGGCGUUAUUCACCUGGGCAGCUGAUUGGCAGGGCAGACGCUGGCCGAUAUUUGUCGGAUGUGUUGGCGUGUGUGUGGGAUCAAUAGUGACUGCUACAGCUCCGACACUUGCUGGUUUUAUCGGAGGCCGAUUCCUUCUGUCCUUCUUUUCCACAAUCGCAGCCACCGCCGCGCCACUAUACUUGAUUGAACUCGCUCCUCCUCAAUAUCGAGGUACGGUGGCCGGCAUGUAUAAUACGCUCUACUAUCUGGGCUCGAUCAUUGCAACUUGCGUUGUGUAUGGUUCCAACCGACACUUGACUGGAAAUAUUGCAUGGCGCCUAGCACUCUGGCUCCAGAUGCUGUGCCCGGGUAUGGUUGCCUUGGGUAUUUGGUUCUGUCCUGAGUCCCCAAGAUGGCUCAUUGGAAAUGAUCGACUCGACGAAGCAAGAACAAUUAUCGCCGACUUGCAUGCCAACGGAGACCUCGAUCAUCCCCUCGUCCACCUGCAGGUGGACGAGGUGGCUACUGCUCUUCAGAACGAGGGCAUCAUGUCUUGGAAGACUUUCUUUGAUAUCCGUGUCCUUGUGAAUUCUCGUUCGCGGCGAUAUCGCAUGAUGCUCAACGUUGCUUUCAGCUGGUUUGGUCAGUUCUCAGGCAACAAUCACGAAGGACUAACAUCUUUAGAUCUCCCAUACCUUGUCGCGAAUGUUGGCAUUACCAACACGGAUACACAGUUGCUACUUAACAUUAUUUACGCCAUCGGGGGUUGGAUUCCAGCCAUAAUCGGCGCUCGGUUGCAUGACGUGGUCGGCCGUCGCAAAAUGAUGCUUUCGGUAACGCUGGGAAUGGCUGUCUGCCUUUCUAUCGCGGCGGGAACAGCAGCUGGCUACGUGAAGACAGGGAGCAAAGCUUCUUCGUCUGCGUCGAUCGCGUUCAUUUACGUCUUCGGGUCGGUCUUCGCGCUAGGAUUUACCUCGAUGCAGCCAAUUUACCCAGGAGAGAUCCUCUCGAAUGACAUGCGCGCCAAAGGUAUGGGUGUCUACCAGCUCGUCAGUGGUUGUGCUGGAUUUGUCAACACCUUUGCGGCUCCGAUCGCUCUCAGAAAUAUACAAUACUGGUUCUACGUUUUCUUCGUCUUCUGGGAUCUGUUCGAAUUCACCUUCAUCUAUUUGUUCUUUGUCGAAACAAAGGGUCGAACUUUGGAAGAACUAAAUGAGCUUUUCGAAGCACCCAAUCCCCGCAAGGCAAGCACUGCGAGGACUAAAUUGGUCAGGAGAGUCGUCCAAGAAGACGAGGGAGCAAACAAAGUGACCCUGGUUGCUGCGUAA
This is a messenger RNA of Capronia epimyces CBS 606.96, 1404 nucleotides long. RefSeq lists its product as uncharacterized. Gene Ontology annotation, biological process: transmembrane transport; carbohydrate transport. Gene Ontology annotation, cellular component: membrane. Lineage: Eukaryota; Fungi; Ascomycota; Eurotiomycetes; Chaetothyriales; Herpotrichiellaceae. Bases 1 to 1404 code for a protein of 467 amino acids. The transcript has 5 exons. The record is from RefSeq and is a predicted model, not a curated record. Gene Ontology annotation, molecular function: carbohydrate:proton symporter activity.